AUGCCCCUCCUUCUCCCCGCCCCGCUCCUCACACUCCUCGACCACCUCGUCGCCCCCACCGGAGACGGUUCCCCUCACACCGCUCUCGUCGCGUCGCUUCAAGCAGGACACAGCGUCCUGGUUUCGCAUUCCGUACCGACAAAGGAGCCAUGGCCACCUGUCCGGCCGAGCGAGGACGAGGAGGACGAGGACCAGCGAGCGAGUCGGUAUGCAGCGUUAGCUGGCGGGGCGUGGCAGGCGCAGCAGAGUGAGCGCGGCGAGAACGGCGAGAAGGCGCAAGAGAAGGAGCCGCUCAUGCUCGAGUCGGAAUACGGCCGCAUCGCCUCCAUCGCUCUUGGCGGCUUCCUCCUCGUACUCGCAGGGACAGAGGCUGCACCGUGGAAAGUCCUGGACAAGAAGAUCCGAGCAGCGGCAGAACAGCUUCGACAGCCUCUCUCAGCAGUCGAGGCGUAG
Molecule: messenger RNA, 453 nt
Organism: Rhodotorula toruloides NP11
Lineage: Eukaryota; Fungi; Basidiomycota; Microbotryomycetes; Sporidiobolales; Sporidiobolaceae
Exons: 3
Coding region: 1-453 (150 amino acids)
Source: RefSeq, a predicted model, not a curated record